GACUGGUCAUCCUGUGGCCUGCAGGUGUCUCUGAGGUGGAGCAGCGACCUGCUGAAGCCGGCGGAGGUCGCGACCCUGAGGGUGUUGGUGGAGGAACCGGACUCUCUGGUCGGGAUCCUGGUGGUCGACAAAGCCACGCGGUGGGCGGGGUCCAACAACGACAUCACCAUGGAAAUGGUGCGGGAGCAGAUGACGGAGGGGUCCAUGGACGACGCCCUCAGCGAUGGGAUGACAACAGGAGAUCCGUUCUCUGUUUUCCAGACAUGUGAUCUGACUGUGAUGACCGACGCCAGCGUGCCCAGAGCGGAUCCAAAAUGGCCGCUGCUCAGAGAUGAACCGGGUUUCUUCCUCCAGAUGGACGGAGAACAUUUCAGGAAACAACCAGAACCUAAUCAGCGCCAGAACUUUCCAGAGACCUGGGUCUGGAUGGACGUCAACACAGGGGAUUCCGACAGGAUGCAGAUUCCUCUGCCGGUUCCUGACAGCAUCACCACCUGGACGGCCUCCGCCUUUGUCAUGUCGGAGAAUCUGGGUCUGGGACUCACAGAGAAACCGGCAGAGCUCACAGUGUUCCAGGACUUCUUCCUGUCCCUGAACCUUCCUGCCUACGUCAUCAGAGGAGAGGAGCUGGUUCUGGAGGUGGUUCUGUUCAACUACCUCCAAGAGGAGCUGGAGGUCACCGUGAUCGUCGCAGAGAGCGACGCCUUCGAGUUCAUGUUCCCGGACGGCGACGCGGUCGCCAUGGCCAGCGUGCGGCGCCUCCUGGUGGAGCCGGAGGGCGGCGCCACCGUCCUGGUUCCCAUCAGGCCUCUGGUCCUGGGAGACGUCCCCGUCGCCGUGAAGGCCGUGUCCUCCGCGGCGGCCGACUUCGUUCGCACAACCGUCCUGGUGAAGGUGGGAGGAGGAACAAAACACUCUGCAAAAGUAUUCACACCCCGUCUACUCUGAGCUGACUCAUGGGUCAGAACGGCCUAGUUAAAGUCCAGACUGAGAAUCUGUAGCAGGACUCGAUAAACUAAAAUUCUCAGGAUACAAUUUUAAAGUUUAAGAAAAUGAUGAAAACCAUGAUGCUGGUUGUCCUCUGCAGAACCAGAACCAGAACCAGAACCAGAACCAGAACCACUGCAGGUGGACCUGAUCCCUCAGCAGCUGACUGCUGGAGGCCAUUUUAUUUAGGUCGUCAGCAUAAAGGGGCUCCACUGUUCCUCAGUCUGUUAGUCCCAGAAAUCCUAAAACCCUGAAUGUUCGAAGUUGUGAAUAUUUUUAAAUUCUCUUCAGAAGUCAGAGAAAUGAACCAACUGGGUCCCGGGACCAGACUGGGACUACACUGGGACCAGAA
Poecilia reticulata (guppy) is the source of this 1339-nucleotide messenger RNA. The record is from RefSeq and is a predicted model, not a curated record. NCBI's taxonomy places the organism in Eukaryota, Metazoa, Chordata, Actinopteri, Cyprinodontiformes, Poeciliidae.